Messenger RNA from Prionailurus viverrinus (fishing cat), 1220 nucleotides. It is a transcript of the gene NAPG, whose product is annotated as NSF attachment protein gamma. Lineage: Eukaryota; Metazoa; Chordata; Mammalia; Carnivora; Felidae. The record is from RefSeq and is a predicted model, not a curated record. Gene Ontology annotation, biological process: intracellular protein transport. The transcript is spliced from 12 exons. Gene Ontology annotation, molecular function: soluble NSF attachment protein activity; syntaxin binding. Gene Ontology annotation, cellular component: vacuolar membrane; SNARE complex. Bases 100 to 1035 code for a protein of 311 amino acids.
UAGCAGCCGGGCUGCCGCGUCGUCCCGGCUUUCCCCUCGGCGUUCCCACGCCUCCUCAGCCGGGCUCUCGCCCUCCACGUCAGGGCCCGGACCUUCGAGAUGGCGGCUCAGAAGAUAAAUGAGGGGCUGGAGCACCUCGCCAAAGCAGAGAAAUACCUGAAAACUGGUUUUUUAAAAUGGAAGCCAGAUUAUGACAGUGCCGCUUCUGAAUAUGGAAAAGCAGCUGUUGCUUUUAAAAACGCCAAACAGUUUGAGCAAGCGAAAGAUGCCUGCCUGAGAGAAGCUGUUGCUCAUGAGAAUAACAGGGCUCUUUUUCAUGCUGCCAAAGCUUAUGAGCAAGCUGGCAUGAUGUUGAAGGAGAUGCAGAAACUACCAGAGGCCGUUCAGCUGAUUGAGAAAGCCAGCAUGAUGUAUCUGGAAAACGGCACCCCUGACACGGCAGCCAUGGCCUUGGAACGCGCUGGAAAGCUUAUAGAAAAUGUAGAUCCAGAAAAGGCUGUACAGUUAUAUCAACAGACAGCAAAUGUGUUCGAAAAUGAGGAACGCUUACGACAGGCAGUUGAAUUACUAGGAAAAGCCUCCAGACUGCUGGUCCGAGGACGCAGGUUUGAUGAGGCAGCACUUUCUAUUCAGAAAGAAAAAAAUAUUUAUAAGGAGAUUGAGAAUUACCCAACUUGUUAUAAGAAGACAAUCGCUCAAGUCUUAGUUCACCUGCACAGGAGUGACUACGUGGCCGCAGAGAGGUGCGUCAGAGAGAGCUACAGCAUUCCAGGGUUCAGCGGGAGCGAGGACUGCGCUGCCCUGGAGCAGCUCCUUGAAGGCUAUGACCAGCAAGACCAAGACCAAGUGUCGGAGGUCUGCAACUCGCCCCUUUUCAAGUACAUGGACAAUGAUUAUGCUAAGCUGGGCCUGAGUUUGGUGGUUCCAGGAGGGGGAAUCAAGAAGAAAUCUGCAGCACCACAGGCUAAGUCUGAAGGCGCCACUGCCCCUGCCACCGAGGAAGACGAGGACGAGUACGCCGGAGGCCUGUGCUAGGGUCUUGGCUCCGCGGAAAGGAAGAGGAAAUUUCUGACGUGCCGUUCAUGGACUUGGGCCUUGUCUAAGGGGAUCCAGACUUCACUGCAGUCAUGGUUUUGAAAAUGCUAAUAAAGACUCAUCUUUAGUCAUCAUUUUGCGAAGUCACCCAUUGUACCCACUACCUGAGAACUUUUUUUUUUUUC